Messenger RNA from Selaginella moellendorffii, 962 nucleotides. Its product is annotated as E3 ubiquitin-protein ligase CBLL2-like. Gene Ontology annotation, biological process: regulation of cell adhesion; protein ubiquitination. NCBI's taxonomy places the organism in Eukaryota, Viridiplantae, Streptophyta, Lycopodiopsida, Selaginellales, Selaginellaceae. Gene Ontology annotation, molecular function: ubiquitin protein ligase activity. The transcript has 3 exons. The record is from RefSeq and is a predicted model, not a curated record. The coding region runs from base 82 to 819 and encodes 245 amino acids.
AUUUCUCAAUCUCCGCCGUCCAUCGAGCACAAGCUCUAUCCACCGUCCGUUGUGGAGGAAUUAGGGUUCUUGAGUGGAAGUAUGCUGAAGAUCAGGCUCAAGGCGCAGGAAUCGCCGCCGGCGCAACGCAAGGAGGAGAGGAGUAAGCAGGAGGAUGUGGCAGUACCGCGAUCCAUGGUGCCGCCGCAUUUGUCCCGCGAGCAGCUUCCCGAAGCCCGAGGGGCGGGAAUUGCCAGCAGCGUCGCCGAGAUCAAAAUCCUUGGCUACGCAGUGCAGCGCAGGAAUGGGGAUAAGGUCCACAUCUGCACGCGUUGUAAUUUUCCCAUCGCGAUCUACGGCCGGCUGCAUCCAUGCGAGCACAUUUUCUGCCUAACGUGUGCGAGGAAGGAUUCCAUCUGCUUCUUAUGUGAUGAGAAGGUUUCACGAGUAAGGAAGAUCGAAGCACUGGAUGGCGUCUUCAUCUGCGGUGCCCCUCGGUGCCUCAAAUCGUUCCUGGAAAAACAGGCUUUCGAGCAUCACGUCAAGGACCAACACAAGGAUCUAGUACCGGGUACCAACAUGAAGCACGAAGAAAAGAUGAUCACCGACGAGAAGAAACCACAAUCUAGCGAGAGACAAUCUCGACAGCAGCAGUUUCGCAACGCUCAACACCAGAAACAAAUGGAUCAGCUCAAGCAAAAAGCUCCAAAGUUUGGCUAUUCUCCCAGCCUCCCAGAUUACAGCACAAUACAACAAGACGGACAAAACUUCUACGCCGCCUAUCCUCAACUAGACGACCAGUUGCAAGCCAGAUGGAACCAACCUCCUGGCUUUGGUUAGAUUCGGGCUCCAGGCUUCUCUCCGCUCAGCUAUACUGCGACGGCGUGAUCACAUCAUCAAUCUUGAGGAUCAUCUUCACCACCUGAGUUGCGAGGAGAAUCUGUUGCUUCUUCCCAAUCAACGUCUCGAAAACGUUCUGCUCC